Molecule: messenger RNA, 14489 nt
Organism: Malaclemys terrapin pileata
Lineage: Eukaryota; Metazoa; Chordata; Testudines; Emydidae
Gene: ANKRD11
Product: ankyrin repeat domain containing 11
Exons: 11
Coding region: 1379-9487 (2702 amino acids)
Biological process (GO): anatomical structure morphogenesis
Cellular component (GO): nucleus
Molecular function (GO): protein binding
Source: RefSeq, a predicted model, not a curated record
AAUAGCUCACAGAAGUGUGCUUGUCUUUAGCACUCAGAUGCCCAACUCCCAAUGGGGUCUAAACCCAAAUAAAUCCGUUUUACCCUGCAUAAAGCUUAUGCAGGGCAAACUCAUAAAUUGUUCGCCCUCUAUAACACUGAUAGAGAGAUAUGCACAGCUGUUUGCUCCCCCAGGUAUUAAUACAUACUCUGAGUAAAUUACUAAAUAAAAAGUGAUUUUAUUAAAUACAGACAGUAAGAUGUAAGUGGUUCCAAGUAGUAACAGACAGAACAAAGUAAGUCACCAAGCAAAAUAAACUAAAAUGUGCAAAUCUGCCUAAUCAAACUGAAUACAGAUAAUCUCACCCUCAGAGAUGCUUCAGUAAGUUUUUUCUCAGACUGGACACCUUCCAGGCCUGGGCACAAUUCUUUCCCCUGGUACAGCUCUUGUUCCAGCUCAGGUGAUAGCUAGGGGAUUCUUCAUGAUGGCUCCUCUCUCCCCUUUGUUCUCUUCCACCCCUUUAUAUAUCUUUUGCAUAAGGCGGGAACCCUUUGUCCCUCUGGGUUUCCACCCCCCCUCACUGGAAAAGCACCAGGUUAAAGAUGGAUUCCAGUUCAGGUGACAUGAUCACAUGUCACUGCAAGGCUUCAUUGCCCACUUGCCAGCACACACACAUACAGGAAGACUAACAGGUAAGCACAGCCAUCUGCAGACAAGUUAUGUUUUAUAUUUCUAGUUUUAGAUACAAGAGUGGUACAUUUCUACAAAUAGGAUGAUCACACUCAGUAGAUUAUGAGCUUUGUAAUGAUACCUUACAAGAGACCUUUUGCACGAAGCAUAUCCCAGUUGCAUUAUAUUCACUUAUUAUCAAAUCUUUAUAAAACUAUCCCAGUUACAUUAUAUUCACUUAUCAUCAUGUUUUUAUAAAACCAUAUAGACUGCACAACGUCACACAUAGGACCCACCUUUACAAGCCCGGGGCAUUAAUUUACUGUGGUGGAGGCUACCGUUGCUGAGAGAAGCCCUACGUGGGAAUUAAGAUCAGUUCUGUAGACAAAAAGUAAGGGUAUCACUUUCCAUUUGCGUCUAGCCCAUCACGAUGACUAUCCCUGGUGCCUCCAAGAUCAAUUCCAUUAAGCAGUCUCUCAGAAGCAGCCCAGAACUUAGAAUGCAGGUGGCACUUUGCUCCCUUACGAAUUGCAUCUGGGCCCCAUGGCAGAUUGGCCCCACCUUGAGUGGGAUGCGUGGAUGCUUGUACCUGUUUUGGCAGCGCAGCAGUUAUCCUGUAUUUUCUCUUUUGUAAUGAUCUUUAUAAAAUCUCUGAUUCUUCUCUCUAAACAGACGGUUGAUGACGAGGCGAUGGCAGCAUAAAUGAAGAUCAAGUAAGGAAGGCAGAACGAUGCCCAAGGGUGGGUGUUCUAGAACACCACAGUCAGACGAUUUCUCUCUCCGCAACGACAUGGUGGAGAAACAAACGGGGAAAAAGGAUAAAGAUAAAGUUUCCCUAACCAAGACUCCAAAGUUGGACCGGAGUGAUGGCGGCAAAGAGGUGAAAGAGAGAGCUACGAAACGGAAGUUGCCUUUCACUGUUGGAACAAAUGGAGAUCAAAAAGACUCGGAUACAGAAAAGCAGGGUCCAGAGCGGAAGAGGAUUAAAAAGGAGCCUGCCACUAGGAAGCCUGGCUUGCUGUUUGGAAUGGGGCUGUCAGGAAUCAGGGCUGGUUACCCACUCUCUGAGCGCCAGCAAGUCGCCCUUCUUAUGCAGAUGACAGCAGAAGAAUCUGCAAAUAGCCCAGUAGAUACAACACCAAAGCAUCCCUCUCAGUCUACAGUGUGUCAGAAGGGAACUCCUAACUCUGCCUCCAAAACCAAAGAUAAAGUAAAUAAGAGAAAUGAGCGUGGAGAGACUCGGCUGCAUAGAGCUGCCAUCCGAGGAGAUGCCCGGCGCAUCAAGGAACUCAUCAUCGAGGGCGCAGAUGUCAACGUUAAAGACUUCGCAGGCUGGACAGCAUUGCACGAGGCAUGUAACCGGGGUUACUAUGAUGUUGCAAAGCAGUUGCUUGCUGCCGGUGCGGAAGUCAACACAAAGGGGUUGGAUGACGACACCCCGCUGCAUGAUGCAGCUAAUAAUGGGCAUUUCAAGGUGGUAAAAUUGUUGUUACAUUACGGAGGGAACCCUCAUCAAAGCAACAGGAAGGGAGAGACGCCUUUAAAAGUCGCUAAUUCCCCCACCAUGGUGAAUCUCCUCCUGGGAAAGACCACCUAUCCGUCUAGUGAAGAGAGCUCAACAGAGAGCUCGGAGGAGGAGGACGCCCCUUCAUUUGCACCUUCCAGCUCCGUCGAUGGCAAUAACACAGACUCUGAGUUUGAAAAAGGCUUGAAACAUAAGACCAAGAGUCAAGAGCCCCCCAAAACAAUCACGCCGGUAAAGGAUGAAUAUGAAUUUGAUGAGGAUGAUGAGCAGGACAGAGUCCCGCCUGUCGAUGACAAGCAUUUGCUGAAGAAGGAUUACAGGAAAGAGACUAAAGCAAACAGUUUUAUUUCCAUACCCAAAAUGGAAGUAAAAACCUAUACUAAAAAUAACACAAUUACACCAAAGAAAGCUGCCCAUCGCAUCCUGUCAGACACGUCGGACGAAGAGGAUACCAGUGUAGCCGUGGGGACUGGCGAGAAGCUGAGACUAUCGACUCACUCGAUACUGCCCAGCAGCAAGACUCGAGAACCCUCCAAUACCAAGCAACAGAAGGAGAAGAAUAAAGUGAAAAAGAAGCGGAAAAAGGAGACAAAGAGCAAAGAGGUUCGGUUUGGCAAAAAAAAUGACAAAUUUUGUUCCUCUGAAUCAGAGAGUGAAAAUUUGGAGAGUGAGGAGGAUGAUAGAGACUCUGUGCAAAGCUCUAGCUGUGUAAAGGACUCUAGGCUAGUGCUAAAGGAAUCCUCCUUGUUCAACUCUCUGUCUGCCUCUUCCACCUCUUCUCAUGGGAGUUUAGCUUCACAGAAACAUAACCCUAAUCUUACAGACCAGCACUCCAAGCACUGGAGGACAGACAAUUGGAAAACCAUAUCUUCUCCGGCAUGGUCAGAUGUCAGUUCCUUAUCAGACUCCACAAGGACGAGACUGACAAGUGAGUCAGACUAUACGUCGGAGGAUUCGAGCUUACAGUCGUUAAAGCCAGUUAGAAAGAAGCAGGAGCACAAAAAGAAAAAUAACUCUCACAAUACUGUCUCUGAGAAGAAGAAUUCAUUCCAUGCCAAUGUGGACGGAGCAAUUCCAAAGCUGGAUAAGGAGGGGAAGAUUGUUAAAAAGCAUAAAACGAAACAUAAACACAAAAACAAAGAGAAGGGACAAUGCCCGGUCAACCAAGACAUUAAAAUAAUCAAAACUUUUUCUUUUGAAUAUGAGGACUCUAAGCAAAAGCCUGACAAGGGUUUGAUAGAGACUGAAAGUCCAAGUGAAAAUAAAUUAAAAGUGUUAAAACAUGAGAGAGAACACUGUAAGAAGGAAGAAAAGCUACUGAAAAGUAAAUCGGAGGAGAAGGAGUGGUUGUUUAAAGAUGAGACUGGAAAAGCCUCCAAAGAAGAGAAAUCAUUAAAAAAAGUCAAAGAGGGGAAUAAAGACAUCAGCAAAUUUUUCAGAGAGGAGAAGUCGAGUAAAGAGAAACCGAUAAAGGAGAAGUCUCCCAAAGAGGAGAAACCUAGAAUACACAAGGAGGAGAGAAAGAAAAAAUCAAAGGACAAGCCAUCAAAAUCUGAAAAGAAGAAUGAUCUGAAGGAGGAAAAAAUUACUAAACCGGAGAAAGAAAAAACCUUCAAAGAGGAGAAAGAAAAAUGUAAAAAAGAAAAAGUUUACAAAGAAGAGCCUGGAUUUGAUGAGUUUAGUAACAAAAGCCAAUUGCUGGAAAGUGAGGACACAAAAUUCAGCCUUUCUGAUGAUCAGCAAGAGAGAUGGUUUUCUGAUUUGUCAUCUGAUUCGUCCUUUGAUUUCAAAGGCGAGGAUAGCUGGGAUUCUCCAGUAACAGACUUCAGGGAGAUUAAAAAUGACGGUAUGGCAAAACUUAUCAUAGACAUUAAAGACAAGAAAAAGGAGAAUAAAACAAAGGAAAAGAAAGAAUACAAUGAAAAACGCAACGAAAAGGAUACAUUCUUAAAAAAGAGAGAGAGAGAAAGCGUCGACAAAAAUCCUGAGAAGAAAAAGGACCAAACUGAAAAGCAUAAAGUCACUCCUAGUUAUCUGCCUGAAAAGGACAAGAAAAGGAAAGAUUCUGCAGAAAGCAUUAAAGAGAGAAAGGAAAAAGAUCCAGGUGAAAUCAACAAAGAGAGAAAAGAUUCCUCUGAUAGCUGUAAAGACCGAAAGGACAUAAAAAUUAAACAAGAGGAGCCCUAUCGAGAUGAGUUUAAAGAAUAUGGUUGUGAAACAUUAUUCAAGGAGAAAUCUGACCCUGAAUUCAGUGGAAAAAAUGUGGAGAGUGGGGAAAGGCACCAUUCAGGGAAAGAUAAGGAGAAGAAAGAUGCUCCUGAUAAGGACAAGAAAGAGAAACUGAAAGCAGAAAAAUAUAAGGAGAAAUCCAAAGAAGCAGAUAAAGAGAAAAAUGAAAAAGUUGUUGCUGAGAAAAACCAGAAAGACAAAGAACUGGAUAAAAGCUUUAAAGAGAAAAAAGAUACUAAGGAGAAAUACAAGGAUCUGCAUAACAAAGACAAAGAAAGGAAGACUUCUUUUGACUAUAUCAAAGAGAAGAAAGAGAAAAACUUCUCUGGAGAUAGAGAGGACUUCUCUGAGAAAAGAGAUGAGAAAAAAGGAAAAGAGAAAAGCUGGUACAGCAUUGCAGAUAUCUUCACAGAUGAAAGCGAAGAUGAGAAGGAUGACUACAGCUUAAGCGGAUUCAAAAUUGGUGAGGCCAUUGGGAGUGAAUUGCAUCGAAUGGACAGUCUACAAGAAAAAGAUGAUAGCAUGGCUGCUGAAAAGGAACUUUAUCUUGCCGACAAGCACAGAAAGUACUCUUCUGACAGGCAACAUUCAGGAGAGAAACAGAAAGAUAAAGACUCUAAAGAGAAGAAAAAGGAUAAAGGAUUAGCAGAAGGUGGGAAGGAGAAAAAAGAGAAAAGUUUCUUUGAAAAACACAAAGAGAAGAAGGAUAAAGAUUCUGCUGAGAAGUAUAAAGACAGGAAAGACAGAACCUCAGUAGACUCCACCCAAGAAAAGAAAAACAAGCAAAAGCUCCCUGAAAAGGGCGAAAAGAAGCAUGCUGCCGAAGAGAAGGUAAAAAACAAGCAUAAGGAAAAGAUGGAUAAAGAACAUUCCAAAGAAAAGAAAUCUUCAAAAGGAGGAGAGACAGAGAAGAGCCUGUUGGAAAAAUUGGAGGAGGAGGCCCUCAAUGAAUAUAGAGAUGACUCCAAUGAUAAAAUAAGUGAGAUUUCUUCUGAUAGCUUCACAGACAGAGGACAAGAACCAGGACUAACCAACCUCUUUGAGUCUUCUAACCUUUCUCUUAUGGAUGCCUCUGAGGAAAAGUAUAAAGAUUCUCUUCCUUUGCCCUGCUUGCAAGACAAACUCAAGGAGAAGGAGAGGCACAGGCAUUCCUCAUCUUCAUCAAAGAAAAGUCACGAGAAAGAGAAAGCAAAGAAGGAAAAAACAGAGAAAAAAGAGAAAAUGGAUGAAUUUAAAGACUCCAGCAACAGAAAAGAUUCCAGUCAGUAUGAAAAAGAAUUCUCUGUGGAUGGGGAGACUUUUGGCAUUUCCUACAGCAUGAAAGCAGAGGUUGAGGAAGAACUGGACAAAAACAUUGACUAUUUGUUUUCUGAAAAGAAAGAUAAAAAUGAUCCUGAGAGAGAGCUCUCAAAGAAGGCAGAAAAGGAAAAGACUUAUGGUUCCAGUACCAUCAGCACAGUCAAAGAGAAGAAGAAGAGAGAAAAACACAAGGAAAAAUGGAAGGAUGAAAAGGAAAAGCAUAGAGACAAACAUACAGAUGGAUUCUUUAAACAUCACAAAGAUGAGACGAAGUCUGUGGUUAAAGACAAGGAUAGCCCUCAAGUUAUCACAUUCAAAGAUAAAUCAAAGGAGGAGAACCUCAAAUUUAGUGAAACCAAACUGAAGGAGAAACUCAAGGAAAACCAAGAGAAAGACAAAACAGAGUCUCUAAAGAUCAGUAAUGGAAAUGAUAAAAUAACAUUGUCCAAAGAUGGUAGCAAGAAAGAUAACAGGCCUAGAGAGAAGCUUCUGGGUGAUGGUGAUCUAAUGAUGACCAGCUUUGAGAGGAUGCUGAGCCAAAAAGACCUGGAAAUUGAGGAGCGCCACAAAAGACACAAAGAGAGAAUGAAGCAAAUGGAGAAGAUGAGGCACAGAUCUGGAGAUCCCAAAUUAAAAGAUAAAAUUAAAACCUCUGAAGAGAUGCGUAAGAGGAGUCUGGAUUUGACCACAAAGAAACCACUAGCGCUAGAUACUCAGCUAAAGGACAAAAAGCUCAAAGAACUAGGUCCCCUGACUCCCAUAUUGUCACCAGAUAAUAAGCCACAGCCUGCUGUGGGGACAGAUUCAAAAGACUGGAUAACUGGCCCUCAGCUGAAAGAAAUUUUACCUGCUUCUCCCAGGCCAGAUCAGAACAGGCCGACAGGUGUUCCAGCUCCAGCUUCUGUAGUUUCUUGUCCAAGCUAUGAAGAAGUGAUGCAGACACCAAGAACUCCUUCGUGCAGCAAUGAAGAUUACACAGAUUUGAUGUUUGAUUGUGCUGACUCUCAGCACUCUCUGCCCAUAUCCACAAUGUCCAUGAAUGCAUGUUCUCCAUCCUUUUUUGACAGAUAUGCAAAUGCUUCGAGUGGACUCCCUGACAAUCCAAGUCAGACUCCAACAAGGACGAUACCCUCCACAAACCUUUAUCGUUCAAUCUCUGUAGAUAUAAGAAGGGUCCCUGAAGAUGAGUUCAGUGCUGGAGACAAGUUUUUCAGGCAGCAAAGUGUCCCAGCAACAUCAAAUUAUGAUUCUCCAGUGCAGCAUUUGAUGGAGGAAAAAGUCCCUCUUCCUUCUGUUCCUCCAGAAAAGUUUCAGUGUAUGUCUCCAGGGUAUUAUUCAUCUGACUAUGGAAUUCCAUCACCUAAAGUAGAAACUUUGCAUUGUGCACCUGUUGGCAAUGUUGUCCAAUCAUCUGAAAGCAUCUUUUCUGGUUUACAAGCAAAAUCCUCCCCCUCUCAUAGAGACGAGCUGCUUGCACCUUCUGUCGAAAGUGCUCUUCCCCCUGAUCUUGGCAUGCCUUUGGAUACCACAGAAGAGCAGCAAGCUACUGCUUCUAUUUUGCCACCAGAGUCUACCUUUUUACCACCUAUUGAAGAAAACCAUUUUAGUUCAGGUAUUUCAGAGCAGAACAAUAUGGACUGGGAUAACCCUCCUUCCAGAAACCCUGAUCCUCCCAUGCCUCCUAGCUUAAUUGGUAAUCCAUCUGACCACCCUGUCAGCUGGUCAGUGGGAUCGGAACUUCUAAUGAAAUCUCCCCAGAGGUUCCCUGAAUCCCCUAAGCCAUUCUGUUCACUGGACCCAAUACAUCCUGCACCCGUGCCCUUUAUUUCUACAGAUUCUCCAUACCCAGUUUCUCCUAUUUCAUAUCCAUUGUCAGUAUCUGAACCGGGGCUGGAUGAAGUAAAGGAAGAUGCUGAAGAAGCAGUUCCAGGAGAAAUGGCAACUGCAGAAGAGCAAGCUCCUUACAUGUCCCCUACUAGACUAGACACUUUCUUCACUAACUGCAAGCCUCUUCCAGAAGAAACUCCCGAGAUGCCUUCAGACCCCCCUUGCAUGGCAACAGAAACUCAGGCGGAGGCUGUUAACACUCUGGAAAACAGUUACUUGGAAAACAGUAGCAUUGCACCUGUAAACCUGGAAGAGCCAGUAACGUGGCCUGAUCCAUUCACAAACUCAGAAGAUGACUUAGACCUUGGUCCCUUCUCGUUGCCGGAAUUGCCGCUCCAAGCUAAAGAUGUUCCAGAUGCUGAACUGACUGAAGUGGCACCGAUUGAAGAAAGCUCAGUAGCUGCCCCGGAAGUCAUAAACGUGAGUGCGUCUGUCGCAGCUUCCAGGGAGCAGGAGGAGCUACCGCUUAAUCAGCCAAGUAACUUACUGGCUGUGGAACCAGAGCCACAGUCUGAGGAACAAAAAUCGGAAGGGAUUGCACCAGACGCUACCUCGGAAGCAUUGAAUGUACCAGAAGAGAAAAGGUUAGACGAGUCCGAGGCACAGAGUUUUCAACAGACUGCAUCAAUAGAGCUUGCUCAGCCAGAGAAACAAGAGUCAGAAACAAACCAUGAAGAAUUGCCCUCAUCAAACUGUGCAGCGGAGAGUGGAUCUCAAAGCAGCUUGGCACAAGCAAACACUGCUGAGAGUGGGAUCGUGCAAGACACUGCUGCAGUACGAAGUGGGAGCCAAGUCUCUUCCACCCACACAGACACACCCCAAGGGACUACUCCAGUAGACACCAUAGAGCCAGUACAAAAACCAGUAGCAGAAGUUUCCAAACCACCCAAAAUAGAAGAGAUCCCACAACGAAUUACCAGGAACCGGGCUCAAAUGCUGGCCAAUCAAAACAAACAGAACACUGCGCCUUCUGAGAAAGAGUUCCCUCCGGUUUCUGCACCUGCCACACGUGCAAAAGGGCGAGUGACCGAGGAAGACGAUGCUCAAGCCCAACAUCCACGUAAACGCAGGUUCCAGCGUUCCAGCCAGCAGCUACAGCAGCAGAUUAACACGUCCACCCAGCAGACGAGAGAGAUGAUACAGCAAACACUGGCAGCGAUUGUAGAUGCCAUAAAACUGGACGACAUUGAGCCCUAUCACAGUGACAGAUCAAACCCGUACUUCGAGUAUCUUCAGAUCAGGAAAAAGAUUGAAGAGAAGCGGAAAAUCCUCUGCUACAUCACUCCCCAAGCUCCCCAGUGUUACGCUGAAUAUGUCACCUAUACAGGGUCCUACCUGCUGGAUGGCAAGCCACUAAGCAAGCUUCACAUUCCAGUGAUUGCCCCCCCUCCGUCGCUCGCGGAGCCCCUGAAGGAACUCUUCAAGCAGCAGGAAGCAGUGAGGGGGAAGCUGCGACUCCAACACAGCAUAGAGCGGGAGAAGCUGAUUGUUUCAUGCGAACAGGAGAUCUUAAGAGUUCACUGUCGGGCAGCAAGGACCAUUGCUAACCAGGCAGUGCCCUUCAGUGCUUGCACCAUGCUGCUGGACUCCGAGGUCUAUAACAUGCCUCUAGAAAAUCAGGGAGAUGAAAACAAAUCCGUCAGAGAUCGUUUCAAUGCUCGCCAGUUUAUUUCCUGGUUACAAGAUGUGGAUGACAAAUAUGAUCGAAUGAAGACGUGCCUGCUAAUGCGACAGCAGCAUGAAGCCGCUGCCUUGAACGCGGUGCAGCGAAUGGAGUGGCAGCUGAAGGUUCAGGAGCUGGAUCCAGCGGGCCAUAAAUCCCUCUGCGUGAACGAGGUUCCCUCGUUCUAUGUGCCGAUGGUUGACGUCAACGAUGACUUUGUGCUCUUGCCGGCAUGACAAUACAAAACCAGGAGACAUUCUCCCUGAAAACUGGCAAGGGCGGGAGCCCUCCGAGGACGGAUGCUCGAGCUCACGUUCAUCCUUACCACUUGCUGAUGAAUCCCUGGUCAGAGGAGGAGGAAGCAUCUAUCGGCAGAAAACAAAACAGUAAGAAAAAUAAUUGCACUUUCUUCACGACGUCUCCCUCGCUUCUGGACUGAUCACAGCUACGCCAGGCAGCGGGAGUGGGGGAACGCAUCUCCUUUCAAACCGGUUGCUGCAGCAGAGGGCAGCCAGCCUGCACACAGCCGUGAGCGUCUGAACGGACAAGGGGGAGAGAGACUGACGGAGGCAGGGAGGAGAAAAGGUUCAAGGACACGUGUAUUGCAGAAGCUGCUGAACGGGGCCAGCACUCAUGCAGUUCAUGGACGUGUGAACAUGGCGAUUUCAAGCUCUUUGUUUUCCAUUUGUCCGCAGAUCUCCUCUCGGAGAAGCUGCAGAGGAGACGGUGGGUUUUUUAUAUUUCUCGUUCCAUCCUGGUUACGGCACAAAUUAAAAGCAAAACUAAAAGGAAGCAUCCUGCUUUCCCAGCUGCGGUUCUGGAGGUGCAAACGGCUGCAGCUCCGGACCCCGGACGCCUUCCGAGUCGUCACAAAGUAGCUGCUCGUCACCACGCUUGGAUGAGUGAGGAGGCCCCUGGCACGUUAUGCGCACGUGACUAGUACGGUGAGUGUCUACCGCGAAAAGGGUGACGGAGAGCAAGGACUUUGCCGAUCAUGUUUUUAAUGGAGUAAAAUCCAUGUGGUUUAUAUAUAUUUUUUUCCUGUAAUCUUGGGCAUUUCGUUUCUCUUUCUGAGAACAUAACUUGAAAACACUACAGAGCCAAUACUCAUAUAAAGAAAAUUGUAUCCCAUAAAUGCUGUACAGUUUUUAUAUACAUUAACAAUGUACUUUUGCUGCCUUCUAGAUAAUUUAUUUUGCAACACAUUACUGCACAGUUGUAAAUAACUUAUGUACUGUAACAUCACUUUCAGUUAUGUGUAAAGAAAUAAAUAAAUUAAUUAAAAUUAUCUUUGUAUGUAUAGUUCACCCUAGGCAGCACUUUCCCUCUCAAGGAAAAAAAUAAGGGCCAAAAUGGUGUGCAGUGUUCAGUAUUUCAAACCUGUCUCCUGAGAUUCAGGCCUUGCAAACUCACUCAGUCUGCAAUCCGUGUUGUGGAGAUCUCCAAGCGUUGACCUCUUCUUUUAACACAGUCUAGUUUUUUCCUUUUCCCUCUGCCCUUUUGAGUUCAGUGGAGUAUGAGACCACCUGCACAGAUUCGGAAGCUGUGCGUCAGAUUUAACGAGGAUUACUUGGGGGGCGGGGACAGGGGAGGAAGAAGGGGGGAUCCCAUUCUGACACAUGCUAGCUUGGGUCCUAGAGGAAUUUAGAAGAUGUUACUUGCAUAUUUGGGCUGAGAGAGAGAAAAUUUACCCAUUUCCUCAACCUGAGCUGCUGUCAUCUGAGGAGCCAGUGAUUCAGAGCCACAUGGCCUAGGGAAGGCGAGACAGCCUGGCAGUCAGGUGGCGCUUGGAGCCAUUUCUUCAUGGUGACCAGCCAUUCUAGUGCGCUGUUAGUAUUGUGACUUCUGGAUAAAGAAGCCAGUUGCUCUAUAAGUCAUGUAUGGAAAUAAACCACCACAGCUGGGAAGGUAACCGUGAGGGUGAGCUGGGGCCGAAAGAUGCUCUGGGGCCCCUGCAAGGCUGCAGCCAUUGGGCACCCAGCACCACUUCGCUUGUGGGAUCCUUUCGGCCUCGGUUUUCAGGGUGUGCUGAAUACCCUGGCAGGUGUCUGAGGCAUUAAUACGCAUGCUGGGGCCUAGCUGUGAUUGACUCCAGUUCCAUUGGCCCAGCGCUGCAGCAGUGUCCAAUCGUCCAGGGGUGCUGUGUGGAUCCGGUAGCCCUUGCUCUGAGGAUUCAGUUAGAUGUGGUCAGCAGGGGACGUACUGUGCAGGGCGAUGCACACGUCCUUCUUGAGCGUUUUCUUAGGGUGUUGGCAGGCAGGGCUUCAGGGCACUUCUGAGAGAGACGGAUUUGGCCAUUGGUCACGUGGCAGUCGGAAUGAGCCGCUGUUCUGGGUUAGUCAGGACUAAAGUGUGCUUGAUGCAGACUAGCUGAUCAGGUGGGGGGAGAGAAGGGACAUACCCCUGUGUCCCACCGCCUGUCUGGAGGCCACCUUCACCACGGCCCUGGGAGCGCAGAUUCCAGCCCAUCCUGUUCUGCGGCUUGUUCCUGGGGUUUGGGAUGUUGCACCCGCGCAGAAGCCAGCUGUCUGUCUCUGGUCUUGAGAGAGCAAAAGCUCUUCCUUGAGGAGCCAGAGCCUGGCAGGAGGCAUUCCAGAAACCUCCUUUGGUACCACUCAGCCAGCCACAGCGAGGAGGGGUUGUCCCUGGAAAGGCUGGGGGGAGAUUGCUCAGAAUUAAGCCCUCUGGGGCGUGCGGGGGUUCUGGUUGUGUAUUUAAGGAAAGAUUGUCCUCUGGCUCCAGCUCAGCUGGGGUGCGCACUGCAUUGUCUGGUUUGGACAGCCCCGGUCAGUAGGGAGCCGAGUGAAAUUGUAACUUCAGCUGGGAUGCUGGGUGGUGGCACCACGGCUGGUUCCAGAGAGGAUGGUAUUUGUUGAAUGUGUGGCUGUCAGUGAAGUCAUAAUGGAAACUGGACUUAAUGCAGCUGGCAAUGUUUGUACCCGAGCACAGACAUACAGGACAUGGCUGGAGGCAGAUGCAAAGUGCCUCUUCCAUGCCCUCUGGUCCUUGCUCACACCCAUGGGCCAGCUCACUCCAUCCUGUCUGGGCAUGUCAGCCAGCCAGCCAGCCCUGCUCCCUUUGCAACUGCAACAACUGGACUCUUUCUGUCUGCAGUGUGAAAGUGACCCAGGCAGGAUACUGCUAAAACACACUGGCUCACACAGUCCUGCGUGAAAUGAACAGGAAACAUGGGCACUAGCACAGCGGGGGGGCUGGGGUGUCAAAAUACAGGUACCCUGAGUGUGCUGCACCUCGUGCCCUGACGGGGGGUCCUGGACAGACACCCAUGCACCUGGCGGCCUGUCACUUGGUUACUUCAAGGCGGUUUUUAAAUGUUGCCAGGUGCAUGUGCUAGGUAAAGUCCAAUUCAGACACCAUUUAAAUUCCUGUUCAGCUUCCCCUCUCUCCUGGUGCCUGAGCUGCUGUGGGAGCAGGGGAGGAGCUCUGAGUAAUUCAAUGUGAGGGCUGCCUCCAGUCUUGGCUUCACCUUGCCGCUCCGCUCCCCUGUCCUUUCCCCUACUGUGCACUUUGGGGUGAGCAGCCUAGAUGGCAAAGCUGUGGAGUCGGAAGCCAAUGCUCGCCCGGUGCGUUGGGACCUGGGCUGCUCACCCAGGUAACACAGCAGGGUAGGGCCGAGAGCAGCAGGAGGGGGAAGAGACAGGGCUGGAGCAGGGGGAAGUCCGGAGUGGAAUCAGUCUCACGUUUAGCUAGUGGAGAAGCCAAAGCCGUGCUUGAUCCCAGUGGAGGAGGAGCAGCAGUUCUGGCACUUAGGGAGUCAGAGAAGCUGCCAAAUGGGGCAUUUCCCCUUGCUCAGCAUUCUCCAUUCAAAUUCUCACUCUGUCACCCACUGGCUUUUUAAACAGCUGCUGUUCUGGAGUGACCUGAUUACUUGAGCUGGGAACCACACAGCCUUGCGGCCUGCUGGAUCACCGCUUUCCUCCAGGCUGCUUCAGAAAAGCCAGUUGAAGCACAUUCCUGUAAGGUGAUUUUCCCCACUAACUUGUUGAAUUAGCACCCUCGGCCUGUUGGGGGUUGGGAUUCCAAAUCACAUCACACGCUGGGAUUGUUUUGGAGAGUUAGAAAGACUUACAGGGCCAGAUUCUUGGCUGGUGUAACCGCACUGGCUUCUCUAGGCUUACCCCAGUGAGGAGUGAGGCUUAUUGCAUGCAAAGCUAAUGAGGCGAGUGAUCUAUCACAGCAACUAGUUUCUUCUGACUACAUUGAGUUGGUGACUUAAGAAAUAAAAUCCCUAGCUCCCUUCCUAAGGCUGUACGGUGACAUGGGCAGGCUGUUCCCGGCCGUGUACAGCGUGGGUGCUCAGAGCCAUCUCACCCGGCUGCUGUGGUGUGUCAACGGGAGCUUUCUCUCUGCCUGUGCUGCGUACAAACCUGUCGGGGGGGUAUUCCCGGUGACUGGUACAAUGCAGGAGGAGCUGCUCUGUGCUGGGGAAUGUAUCGAUGGCCUACAGAGGGUCAGGAUUUGUAGCACCCCUGGAUGUAUUCGAACGUGUUUUUUAUUUAAACAUCGAGUCCUUUGUUUCCAGUGUUUGAGCCCGUCUGCUGCUUCUCUCUUCCUGUCAGGGCUAGGCUUUGCCUGAUGCAGUGGCUGGUUUUCUCCACUGGUAUUGCCAGCUAAAUUGCAGCAGACGCUUUCCAAGCAAGUGGAGGGGAAUUGCUGGCCAGACAAUUCUCCUGCUCUGUGGGGAGGGUACAGGAAUGUUUUUCUUUCUCUAGAACACAGGAAUAUGGCCACAAAUAACACUUCUUUUUUUAUUAAUUUCAAGCCCAGUUCUUUCUUUUGUUAAAUAACCAUCAGUUAAUCUGUAUAAGCAUGGAGAGACCUUUAAUCAUCAAUUUAAAGCAACAGUAGCAAAAGCAUUGUAUUAUCUUUGACACCUGUGCUCCGUGGAUUCAAGUCUCAACCGUGUAAAUUUCCCUCCUUGUAAUGCUUCUAUGAGACUGUAUAUAAAUGUAAAUAUCUCACAGGUCAAUUCACACCCUUCUAUUUGUACUAGUCCAACUUGCGUAGUAUGUGGGGUAAAACAGCGGCAAGAUUGCGUUGUCCGUAAUGUAACAAUGUAAUUUUUUUUUACAAUGUAGUUUGUGUACAUAUUGUUUGGCAGUGCUGGUGCUGCCGAUGCCACCGCUCUGCCGUGACACUGCUGUCCUUUCGCUGUACAACUUCCUGCAGACAGAGACAAAGUGAAUACAAAUGUUAUUUUCUACAGUUGCAUGUACA